Messenger RNA from Bactrocera oleae (olive fruit fly), 2501 nucleotides. RefSeq names its product phosphatidylinositol glycan anchor biosynthesis class Z (gene PIG-Z). Gene Ontology annotation, molecular function: alpha-1,2-mannosyltransferase activity. Gene Ontology annotation, biological process: GPI anchor biosynthetic process. Gene Ontology annotation, cellular component: endoplasmic reticulum membrane. The record is from RefSeq and is a predicted model, not a curated record. Lineage: Eukaryota; Metazoa; Arthropoda; Insecta; Diptera; Tephritidae.
UAUUAAUCUAUAUUUCCUUGUAUUCUAUAAAAAAGAAAAAAUUAUAUGGAGUUUUGAGCCUAUUUUCAAUAAAUUAAAAAAAAAAUUAUCAUAUUUGAUUUAACAUUUAAAUUUGGUUUACACUAUUGUGAAUUGUUCAUAAGCAAUUACAUUUAGGGGUGGUUGAUUGCGCUCAGCUGUUUUAUGACACUUUUGUUACUAUCGUUUUCCAAAACAAAUGCUAGUCUUAACAUGCAAAAAAGUGUAGCAAAAUUUAAUUAACUCAUGAAAGGACAUGAAAUUAAAACGUUACAUUAAUCAUUUGUGGUUGCGACAUCGCAACACAGAUGAAAAUUGGUAUACGUAUUUAUUUUUUGCGGUGCUUCGAGUUGUUCUCGUAUUUAUUCCCCAAAAGGGCUAUGUUCAUCCUGAUGAGUUUUUCCAAUCCGUGGAAGUGAUGACUGGUGAUCAUUUCCAAUUAGAACACGCACGCACUUGGGAAUUUAACAAUACUAUGCCGGUACGUAGUAUAACAUUGCAAUUUGCGCUUUUACGUAUUCCAUGGAGUUUUCUUGAAUUCGUCGCCUUGUACAUGCGUCGCUAUUGGGAUAUAGAGUUAUUACAAAGUUACACUUACUUAGUCUUUCCCCGAUUAAUAAUGUGUGCGUUAUCUUUUAUCAACGAUUGGAGUAUGUUCCGCAUAUGUCGUUUAUUCAGCUUAAACUAUGAAAUACGUCUGCUGACGCUUGGCAGUUCCUGGGUUAUGUUAAUUUUUGGCACACGUACGUUUUCCAACACUAUAGAAUUGGCUUUAUGUUCACUACUGCUCGCACUUGUGGCCGAAUGCAUGAUAAAAACAAAUACUAUUAUUUACAAGAAAGAAAUGCUUGAAGAACGUUAUGACAAGGCGAAAUCUAUAAGCGAACGCGUAAGAAUGUGGCGACUGUGUAAAUCACUACCAGCACAUAACUACUCCCACACGCUACUUGUGGCCAACAUUUGUGUUGCUGGUGUCUUCAAUAGACCUACAUUUAUAGUUUAUGGUGCACCAAUGGUAUUUUAUUGGAUGCUUCGUGGCAUGGGUACAAAAACGAUAACUUUUCGCGAUUUUAAUUUUCGCAUGCUUCUGUUUUGCUUAAGUGCUCUGCCGGCGCUUGUAUUAUUUAUAAUUUGUGAUUCAUUUUAUUACAAAUACUUAACGGUUGGUGAGCUGCAAAUGUUGCAAUUGAGCAUUAACAACUUCGUCAGUACACCUUGGAACUUUAUUAAAUACAAUUUAGAUGCGAAAAAGACCGCCGAGCAUGGCAUACAUCCGAAAUAUGUACACUUUAUAGUUAAUAUACCAUUGCUGUACAAUGUGCUCGGUAUAGUGACUAUUGUAUCGUUUGCGUAUCUUUUGAUUCGUUUUCUGCGCGCUGAAUACCAAGGUUUGCCGCGUGCGCAAAGCAUUAUUAGCUUGAUGACUAGCGCAAUAUUUGUGCCACUCUUCUUUUUAUCACUCAUCAAUCAUCAGGAGCCACGAUUUCUUUUGCCACUACUAUUUCCUAUAGUCCUCUUACACGCACCCAAACUUUAUCAUGGUCUAUGUCCAACCUACCCUUUCAAAGAGGAACAUCCGUUAUUGCGCAAAAUUUACAAUAUGCUGCUUUGCACACAAGCAUCUGCGCGGCCAUUAAUGAAAACCUGGUACAUGUGCAACAUUGCGCUUGCCAUCUUCUUUGGUUUCAUCCAUCAAGCCGGCAUAUUUCCACUCACUCAACAUUUUGAGGCGGUGAUGCAAACUAAAUCUCCCGCACAGCAUAUACAUCUCAUUACGUCGCACAUCUACAGCGUACCAUUGACUUUUAUGAAUAUACCUAGCGCACAAGUGUUGCAUUUAAAUCGCGAAACUGGACGACAUUAUCGAAGGCAUAAGGAUUUUUACAUUUAUGAAUAUGGUAGUCUUGACAUGCCACAGCUGUUGGGCAAAAUUAAGCUUAUACUGUCAUAUUGUGAAAAUAAAUACGUAACAAAACAACAGCAGUACAGCCUCUAUUUAGCUUUGCCCGCCGCCUUAAGUGACAGCAUGCUCGCAGAAUUUCAAGCGAUUGACGCUAGCGCAAAUAUUCGCACACAACUAAUACGCAUUUUCUAUCCACAUUUGUCGACAGAGGCGCUGCCACGCUUUCAUAUAAAACAACAUGCCGCUGCACACUCCAAGUUAAGUUAUACUUAUGUGAGUGAACAGUUGUUAUCCUUCGUAAGUGAAUUCGGAUUAGCGCUCUACGAGCUAAAACCUGUACGCAAAAGUCAGCCGGAGAAGUUGCAUACCGUUAAGAUGUCCAAACGGAAAAUAUAAGUGCUUUGUACAAAAACUGCGUUGAAAUCAUUAAUUUAACUAAAUAAAUAUAUGCUUACUGAAAGUCACUCAUUCUAGUCAUAUGUGCAGGCGUAUGAAUGUAUUGCUUAAAUUUAACAUUCCACUGUAUUAUUUGUAAAGUAUUUUUUUAACUAAAUAAAAAUUUAUAUAUUAAAACAAAAAA